This is a messenger RNA of Mirounga angustirostris (Northern elephant seal), 4238 nucleotides long. It is a transcript of the gene HEY2, whose product is annotated as hes related family bHLH transcription factor with YRPW motif 2. Gene Ontology annotation, cellular component: nucleus. The record is from RefSeq and is a predicted model, not a curated record. The transcript has 5 exons. Lineage: Eukaryota; Metazoa; Chordata; Mammalia; Carnivora; Phocidae. Gene Ontology annotation, molecular function: DNA-binding transcription factor activity, RNA polymerase II-specific; protein dimerization activity; RNA polymerase II cis-regulatory region sequence-specific DNA binding. The coding region runs from base 201 to 1214 and encodes 337 amino acids. Gene Ontology annotation, biological process: anterior/posterior pattern specification; circulatory system development; regulation of transcription by RNA polymerase II.
UUCUUGCGGCCGAUCCCGGCUGCGGCGUGGGAAAGAGCCGCGAGGAGCCGACCGCGCCGCCGCGGGAGCCGCGCCUUCCCGGACCCAAAGAGGGAGGGAGGAAGGGAGGAAGGGAGGAGGCUGGCAGGGCCCCUGGGCGCUGCGCCCCGCUCCGCGUUGGUGGCUCGGGCUGGGCUGUUCCCCACGCCGUCUUCGCCGCGAUGAAGCGCCCUUGCGAGGAGACGACCUCCGAGAGCGACAUGGACGAGACCAUCGACGUGGGAAGCGAGAACAAUUACUCGGGGCAAAGUACUAGCUCUGUGAUUAGAUCAAAUUCCCCAACAACAACAUCUCAGAUUAUGGCAAGAAAGAAAAGGAGAGGGAUAAUAGAGAAAAGGCGUCGAGAUCGAAUAAAUAACAGUUUAUCUGAGUUGAGACGACUGGUGCCAACUGCUUUUGAAAAACAAGGAUCUGCAAAGUUAGAGAAAGCCGAAAUACUGCAAAUGACAGUAGAUCAUCUGAAGAUGCUUCAGGCAACUGGGGGUAAAGGCUACUUUGACGCACACGCUCUGGCCAUGGACUUCAUGAGCAUUGGCUUCCGGGAGUGCCUAACGGAAGUGGCCCGGUACCUGAGCUCCGUGGAGGGCCUGGACUCCUCCGACCCCCUGCGGGUGCGACUGGUCUCUCACCUCAGCACGUGUGCCUCGCAGCGGGAGGCGGCGGCCAUGACGUCCUCUCUGGCCCACCACCACCAUCCCCUGCACCCGCACCACUGGGCGGCAGCCUUCCACCACCUCCCCGCGGCGCUGCUCCAGCCCAACGGACUCCACGCGUCCGAGGCCACGCCUUGCCGCCUCUCCACCGCUUCGGAAGCGCCUCCUGCCCACGGCUCCGCCCUCCUCACGGCCACGUUCGCCCACGCCGACUCCGCCCUUCGGAUGCCGGCCACGGGCAGCGCGGCGCCCUGCGUGCCGCCUCUCUCCACCUCCCUCUUGUCCCUGUCCGCCACUGUCCACGCGGCCGCGGCCGCGGCCACCGCAGCGGCGCACAGCUUCCCUCUGUCCUUCGCGGGGGCCUUCCCCAUGCUCCCCCCUAACGCAGCUGCAGCCGUGGCAGCCGCCACAGCCGUCAGCCCGCCCUUAACCGCGUCGGCCACGUCCAGCCCGCAGCAGACAAGCGGCGGAACAAACAGUAAACCUUACCGACCCUGGGGGACAGAAGUGGGAGCUUUUUAAGUUUUCACUGAACUUUUUGCGGUGGUAACCGAAUGUCCUUCGUUUCCGAGUCAGCUUAAACCUCUGCACCCUGAGAGUAGCCAUACAGAUGUCUACAGAUCCACAAAGGAGCAAUAAAGCUAUUUGAGACACAAACCUCACAAGUGGAAAUGUGGUAUUAUCUUUUUUCUCUUGUUUUGUUUAGGGCAGCUUGGUAACUGACAUCAGCAACUUUUGAAAACUUCACCCUUGUAUUCAUUUAGAAGUUUCCUGGAAGAUAUAUGGACUGUAUCAUCCAGCAGUGCAUCAGUAUGUCUGAAUUGGGGAAGGGGGGGCGGAGGGAAGUCCUGACUGGAUUCUCUUUAAACUAGAUGAAAAAAAAAAUUCGUGUUUCAUAAGUGCCUGAGCUAGUAAAGUUUUCUUCUGAAUAUAUAACAUUGCACAAGUAAAGAGCGUAGAGGUUAGGUUAAGAAAGGAAAGGGACAGAAGUCUUACAUUAGGCUGCAGACAUUUUAAUACAGUGCCAGAGAAGAGUACUGUGUUGAAACCAACAGGUUUUUAUUGGCCAAAAGGAUUGCUGAAAAUAAUUUUCAAGUUGAAAGACCCUAGUUUUAUCUUAGUUUGCUUUCUUUGUACAGACUUGCCUGCCAAGUGGUGACAUUUAGCAAUGCAUUGGUAUAAGCAAUUAUUCCAUCAGUGCUCAGAUUAACAACCAUUUCUGCCCUGCCUGCAAGCCCCCAGGCACUCUUUUCAUGGCUCAAAAUAUGGUGCUUCUUUAUGUAAACCAUGCAUUUAUAUAGAGAGUGCACCUAAAAGCAGUUGCCUACCAUGUGCCCAUUUGAUUCAUGCCAACUUGAAAAUUCUUCAGUUUGUAAAAGUCUAGGUUAAUUUAUUGUUUCAUUUGGACUCUUUUUACAUACUUACCCUCUUCAUUUCGUCCUGAUAAUGUGUAAUAUCUAUUCUCGUCACCCUUUGGGAAAAGUUGCAUUUCUGGAGGUGAUGAGACAGAGAUAGAGCAUUGGGAAGAGAAAAGCCACGAUUUUUAAAAGCUCUUUGUCAAGCUUAUGAUUGCAUUUGAUCCCAAAUCAAGAUGAAUGUAUGCAAUGGGAUGUACAUAAAUUAUUUUUGUUCAUGCCUAGACUAGUGCUACAUAAUGGUGUUUUUCUUUUGUUUUUUUUUAUUCUGUUUAAUGACAAAGUAAUCUCUUAAUACAUUAAAAUUGAGUACAUGAGAUUUUAUGUUUGAAAGAUAAAGACACAGCAUGCAUUAUUAUGCACUUCAUUUCUCUGCUGUGUGGAGAAAGCAAUAAACAUGAGAAUGUUAAACAUUAUGCAAAAUUAUACUUUUUAAAUAUUUGUUUAAAAUUAUUGUACCCAGUCUUUUUUGCAUUACUUUGUAACCUUUUUCUAUGCAGAAGUCUACAUAUCACUAAUUAAAUGAAAUCCUUUUUGACUAUUUUUAUGUGGAUGAGUUGCUUUGCAGAAUGGAAAGUUGACAUGAAUUUCAAGCAAGGCCUUCUUACAUUAACAGUUUAAGCCAUGGCUUUUCUUUUUCUCUUUCAGAGUCAUUUAAUAUAAUUAAUAUAAUUCACAGCUUGCCUGAAAAUAACAUUUAUCUGAGCUUGUAAAUCAGUUAAGCAUAGGCGGGUAUGACAUUAUUGGAGACAGGAAGUGAUCAGUUUCCUAUGCCUUUUAUUCUUAACCAUGGUUCUUGGAAAAGUGCAAAUAUAAGAACUCCAAAUAAUGGUAAACUGAACCUAGGAUAAUAAGCUAGAAUGUGUCAUACAUUUUGUAACUCAAAAACGUUUGUAGAGGGUUUUUAAAACAUCACAUGCAUAUGUGAUAAGCAUAUACAUGCUUCUUGAUGAUAAAUCCUCUGUACCUACCUCAAUGAAACUUUCUUUUGAUGCUGUAGAAAUUAUGCACAUAUCUCUCCCUCUUCAGUGAAGCCUAGAAGAGAUUAUUUCAGUUCCUGAAGCUUUUGGGCCAAACAUAAGAAAAGAAUAAAAAAAGAAUGUUUUUUAUUCAUAUCAGUUAUCCUCACAGUUAAAGGAAAGAGUGCGAGGUUUCUUACAUUAUUUUAGUUUUGAAAAGUUACAUAGUUUUUCUAAUUUUUGUCUAUAAGUGGUUAAAAAAAAAUGAGCAAAAACAGAUCACUUUGUUCCUCCUGUCUGUAAGUUCUGUGGUUAUUGUAUCUUCAAUUAGCUCUGAUGGAAUUAGGUAGUAAAUAAGAAAAUGAAUUUAGUAGUAUUUGAAGUUUGCUUUUUAAUCAUGAUUUGUGGACAAUAGGCAUAGAAAUAAUUCUUAUUUUAAGAUCUAAUACUGAUUCUGUGCCUGUUGUAAUGUCAGCAUUCAAAGAAUUUCUUUUCCUUUUUUGGAAUGUAAACCAUUUUAGAGAUCAGGAAUUUUUAUUUUUAAUUUUGAUUAAAUAUUUUAAGAUAAAUCCUCUUUCUUCCUCCUUUCCUCCCUUUCUUGUCCUUUUUGUUUUUUCCUUAUAUUUUUUCCUUCUCAGUUACAUAUGGGUUGUUAUUUUUCCAAUUAAAUGAUUAAAAUAUUUGCAAAACAAAUUGCUACAUAGUUGCUAAAGGUUGUCUUAGUUCCUAAAGUUAAUUGUUGUCUGUAAUUUUGGUCAUGUGAAUUUGUUUCUUGAUAAAUGUUUCACAUCCUCAGCUGUUAACAUCACAGUACACUGUUAAAAAACAAAAUGCAACUAAGUAAAUUUAAAGACCAAAUUGGCUUUAUUCAACAAUUCAUGAAUUGGGCAGCAUCCCAUCUAGCAAAUAGAAAGGAGUUGGAAGAAGCCAUACGAAAUGGAAGGCUUUUAUAGGCAGAAGGGGGCUGAAAAAGGAAGUUUGUAACAAAGAGUGGAUUGUUUCAGGGAAGGUCACCUUCCUUGGGGGUGGGGGGCCUGUGACACAGAUGACCUCACUGGUACUGAUGGGUUAAUUCCAAAUUGACUGGUUAAAGGUCACUGCAAUUUGGUUAGAUAGUAAGUCUUGGUUUGCUGAUGCGGGGCUUGCACAAGUGACUCCAUUUUGAGCCUGUU